Mugil cephalus (flathead mullet) is the source of this 8729-nucleotide messenger RNA. It is a transcript of the gene dlgap2a, whose product is annotated as discs, large (Drosophila) homolog-associated protein 2a. NCBI's taxonomy places the organism in Eukaryota, Metazoa, Chordata, Actinopteri, Mugiliformes, Mugilidae. The transcript is spliced from 15 exons. Gene Ontology annotation, biological process: signaling. Gene Ontology annotation, molecular function: molecular adaptor activity. Gene Ontology annotation, cellular component: postsynaptic specialization; glutamatergic synapse. The record is from RefSeq and is a predicted model, not a curated record. The coding region runs from base 669 to 3893 and encodes 1074 amino acids.
GAGAAGUGACACUGGUGCAGUGGACAGACCAGCUCGCUUCCCACUAUCUCCUGCCCUGCUCAUUUCCUCUCUCCGUCCCCCGUUCACUCCAUAACUCCCCAUCUGUCCGGGUAAACGCUCAGCAAACAGGAGAUCGCCGGGAUCCGGACUCCAGUCCCAGAUUUUUGCUCCAGCCAUGCAGUUGGAACCAGCAGCAGCAGUAAAUGCCUGUUGUGCCUGCCUCUCUCCUCUCCCUCUCCCUCUUUUGCUGCGCGCCACUCUGCUCUGCUGCAGUGGAUGGUCCUCGCGGUGCGCUCGCGACUCGCUCUCAGCGGAGGGGAUCUGAGCAUCUCGCUGUCAUUUUCCCACCCUUCUUCCCCCCGUCUCCGAGCCGUCCUCCUUUCGCCGCUCCUUUCAUCAGAGGAUAAAUGUGAGGGAAAAGUCGUAGGAUAGAUGAGAGGGGAAGGGAAGAGCUCAGGAAGUCUUUAAGCCAACAUCUCUUACAUGUAUGACUGUGUGAUCUGCUGUCUCCGGAUGACAGAGAAGCGCAUGAUAUUAAAUGCCUCCAGCUUUUAGACUCUCUAACAGAAUCACAGUGCACACUGUGUGGUGAACCAGAAGACCAACAGUAUUCAUGGUCGCCCUCGCCGUACUUCGAUGAGGACAGCUACUCCCCUCCACCCAGGAACAUGAAGGGUCUAUCUGGCGGCCGCCCUGCCCAGCUCCAGCUCACCUCCCCCACCUCAGCCCACACAUGCGGCCUGGCUGAAUGCGACCAUUCACUGGACCACCACCUCCACCAUGGUGACUCACGGCCCCCCUCCUACCUCCUCAGCCCCACUGAGAGCUGCCCCCUUGAGGGUCACCAUCGUUGCUCUCCACGGAGCUCCAUUCACUCUGAGUGCAUGGUGAUGCCGGUGUCCAUGUCGGCCACCGACCACUCCAUGUCUAGUAGCACUUUCCCUCGCAUGCACUACGGUAGCGCUACGCGGGACAGCGGUGGAAACACUUCUGGCGGCAGGGAAUCCCGAGAUGACGGUGGCUCAUCCUCGCAUGGUGGAAGCGGCAAAAUGAACCGAAUCCCAGCAAACCUCCUGGACCAAUUUGAAAAACAGAUGCCGCUGCACCGGGAUGGUUUUCACACACUGCAGUACCAACGCACCUCCACCACAACCACGACCACGGAGCAGCGGAAUGAAAGCCCUGGGCGUAUACGCCACUUAGUCCACUCGGUACAGAAGCUCUUUACAAAGUCUCACUCCCUGGAAGGUUCAUCUAAGAUGAACGGCACCAAGGGCGACUCACACAGGGACGGCUCUCACCACCACCAUCACCACCACCAAGGCCACCACAAACACAGCAAACGCAGCAAGAGCAAAGACCGCAAAUCUGACAGUAGCGGCAAGCAGCGCUCAGGAGGCUGGUGGAGCUCAGACGAUAACCUUGACAGCGACAGCACGUACAGAACUCCGAGCGUCAUGUCACGGCAUCACGUGGACCACAUCAGCCACUGUUACCCCGACUCAAUGCACGGACACCUGGGAGGAGACCUGUCGCUCAAGACCUCCAAGAGCAACAACGACGUCAAGUGCUCGGCCUGUGAGAGUAUUAGCAUGGCGCCGGAGGGCAAGUUCAUGAAAAGGAGCUCCUGGUCAACACUAACAGUCAGCCAAGCCAAGGAGGCCUACAGGAAGUCCUCACUCAACCUGGAGAAGCCCAUGACGCCCACUGACCUCAAGCCCAACCUCAGGCCCUGUCACUACCUACAGGUGCCGCAAGAUGAGUGGGGAGGUUAUCCUGGUGGUGGUAAGGAUGACGAGAUCCCUUGUCGUCGGAUGCGGAGCAGCAGCUAUGUUAAAGCCAUGGGGGACGAGGAGAGCGGAGAGUCCGACUCGAGCCCCAAGACAUCGCCUCAGAAGUCGGUGCGGCCAGACGCCCUGGUCAAGGCCAUCAUUAGACCCAGGGACCUGCUGGACUCCCAGAGCUCUUACCGCCUGGAUAAAAUCAACAGUGACAUGCGUAACUACAUCACCAAUUUUGCUGCAGACUUAAGUCAGAGCUACCACUUGCAAGCCACCAGGGACAUGCACCCAGGCAUGGCCCUGGACCCCUCAGCCAACUACAAUUCGCCCAAGUUUCGCUCCAGGAACCAGAGCUAUAUGCGGGCCGUCAGCACUCUCAGUCAGGCUAGCUGUGUUAGCCAAGUGAGCCAGGUGAGUGAAACAGAAAUAAAUGGUCAGUUUGAGUCCGUGUGCGAAUCGGUGUUCAGUGAGGUCGAGUCCCAGGCCAUGGAGGCUUUGGACCUGCCCGGUUGCUUCCGGACGCGGAGCCACAGCUACCUGCGAGCCAUCCAGGCCGGUUACUCCCAAGACGAUGACUGCAUCCCCCCCAUGGCCUCCACUGUCACUUCCACCAUCAGGUCUACCACAGGUCCCUCUGUGCAAGAUGAUCCUCACAGCCUGCAGUCUCUCACUGGAUCCAGCCUGAGGAUCCAGUUCUGCCUCCCCUCCACCUGCAGCAUUGACUGGACUCCCCAGCAAACCCCAGCCAUCACCUACACACACAACUACAAGAAGACCCCUCCUCCAGUCCCGCCCCGCACCACCUCCAAACCGCUCAUCUCCAUCACGGCACAGAGCAGCACUGAGUCCACCCAGGACGCCUACCACGAAGGGAGGCACCCGCGUGGUGGGAUGUGGGCCCCCGACGGCCUCAGCUUGGGGCUGAGCCCAGGCAGGGCACUCUACAACUCCACCGACAGCCUGGACAGCACCAAGGCUGUCACCAUAGCCAUGGAGGCGGCCGGGGUCAUGGCUGGAAAAAGACACCCGUCCACGGACUCUCACAGCUCGGUGCUCACCUGCGACAAGGCCAUCCUGGUGUCGAAGGCCGAGGAGUACUUGAAAACGCCUCGGUCUUCGAUAGGGAUACAGGUGGAAGCGGCCACGGACUCUGAAUCUGAAAGCAAAGGCUCGAGGGAGUACCAUUCUGUUGGGAUUCAGGUAGAGGAUGAUAAGAAAGGACAGGGAAGGUUCAAACGCUCCAACAGUGUGACUGCAGCUGUCCAGGCUGACAUGGAGUUGGAGGGUUUUCCCACCAUGGAGGACAAGGGCCUGCAGUUUGGUGGGGGCUUCCAACGACACUCGGAGCCCAGCACACCUACCCAGUACGGGGCAGUGCGGACCGUGCGCACCCAGGGCCUCUUUAGCUACAGGGAGGACUACCGUACACCGGCCGAACCCCCCAGCCCCAGGGAGACCACCAGCGAAACCACCUGGCAGCUAGAACCCCCUCCGCCACGAGAGAGCGCGGCCUCGUCAGGCGAGUCGGGACGGGUGUCCCCCUCCCUGCGGAGGGACGGGAGCUGGUUCAUGCAACUGCUCCACAACGAGACCAAGAGGAUGGAGGGCUGGUGCAAGGAGAUGGAGGCGGAAGCUGAAGAGAAUGACCUGUCAGAGGAAAUCCUAGGUAAAAUCCGGAGUGCAGUGGGAAGCGCUCAGCUGCUCAUGUCUCAGAAAUUCCAGCAAUUCUACUGGCUGUGUCAGCAAAACCUGGACCCCAGCGCCAUGCCUCGACCCACCUCUCAGGACCUGGCUGGGUUCUGGGACCUGCUGCAGCUCUCCAUCGAUGACGUCACCAUGAAGUUUGACCAGCUGCAGCAGAUCAAGAACAACAACUGGAGACCUGUUGACAGCCCAGAGAAGAAGCCACCAACUCCCGUACCAAAGAAGACAAUUCGACAGAAGAGUGCAGUGACGAGGGAGAAAUCCCUGGACCUCCCGGACAGGCACCGGCAGGAGGCCCGUCGACGGCUCAUGGCAGCCAAGCGGGCCGCCUCCUUCCGGCAGAACUCAGCCUCAGAGCGAGCGGACAGCAUCGAGAUCUAUAUUCCAGAGGCUCAGACUAGACUUUGAGAAGACAGGGUCGGGGGCCCGUCGCGUCUCCCUGCUCCCACGCUCAAACUACUUUGAAACUAGCCUUUUUUUCUAGACUGCUACUCUCUCUACUCUUCCUUCAUCCAUCUGUUGUCUGACCGCCAUCCUCAGUGCCCAUCGCCAACACCACUGGACUGCAGGAUGUGCCGAGGCUCUCCUCCCAUUGCCAGAAUGAGUGUUAGCCAAAACGUAUGUCUGACAUUGGUUGGGUUUUUUUUUUUCCCUUGGUUCGCUGGUGACCGUGAUUCUGCGCCCACAAGCUCUCUCUCUCCCAUCCCGGAUGGAUGGGUACAUCUGUAGUUUUUCAGCAUUUGCAAAGUGCCAUUUAAAAAGUGCAGCUUUGAAAACCUACCAGCAACCAGGCCUUUGAGCUAAAAAAAAAUAUAAAAAAAAAGAGUAAAUGAGAAAUAAUGUAUUUAUUUCAAGUUGUUCAAAAAUGGUUAGUAACCCUUAUUCAGUAUUUUUCAGUCAUUUAAGAUUGUGAUUCAUUUCGUUCCUUGUGUUCCUUCGGGGUGUUAAUGUUAAUUCUGGGGAAAAAUAUCACUGAAUUGUUCAACUCUCUGAGAAGUGCCAAUGCUUGAAAUACCUCAGCUACGUGCAUGUGGCACUGGUCACCCAUACAAGGUUAUUCAGGCAGCCCUUAAUAAGCUCUGGACUGGUCAGUGUUGAAAAAAUGCAGCUUUCUGCCCAAUCUGGUUGUAGUUGAACGACACCUGUCAGCUCAUGGACAUGCACAUUUCACACCACUUUCCUAUAUAUCUCAUGUUCCUGUUGCCAACUUUCAGACAUUUGACAUUUACUUGAAGCUGAAAACAUGCAAGUCUCGUGCAAACAUUUUCAUUACGUCAAUGCAGUAUAAAAAAAAAAAAAAAAAAACGAAACUACGAAGGUUUGUGUAACUCUUUAGAUCAAAAUGUGUAGACAAAUGCACUUAUGCACUUAUUACAAUUCUCUCUAUUUCCAAGGGAAAUGUACAUACCCAAGUUCACAAUAGUACUGUUGUAUUUUUGAAUUGUGAGUGGGAAGAAUAUUCAUCACGUUUGUUUUGUUUUGUCCCUUUCAUGUCCGUCGCUCCUCUGCCCUCUCUGUUGCUCGCUCCGGCGAAUCCGAGUCGCGCGCCAAACUUCACUGUGUCUUCAUCUGAAAUCGCUUUCUCUCAGGCCCUUUUCAAGUUUGCGCCCUCAGCCGCGGUUAAUGAGGAGAGAAGUCGUCAAAACACAAACAAAAUAUCUGCAUACACUUUAAUCAGAGAGACGCGCCGUGAUUUAUACGUUUCCUGAAAAGUUCCGUGUUGGUGAAAACUGUCCCUAAGCAAUAUCGUAACCUACUCCCUCUAGGAAAAAAAAGGGAAAUAAUGAAUGGAAACUGGGGCAGAGGUGUUCCAGAGGGAUCCAAGUCUCAAAUAAGUAUAACGAGUAUCCUGUUGCCCAAAGGAAAUAUAUGAGGGAUAGGAGAAAAUGUCUGUGGGUACGCCGCGUGUGUGUGAUAUCUGUGAUGAAACUUGGAUGUAGUCGUGCUGUAUUUGACUUUCAUUAUGAUCACAGUGCGGAGAUGCACUUGAGAGUUUAAUAGGUCUCUGUAAACUUUUAAACUUAGCAUAGUUAUAGCGAGUGUUUCAAGGUAGGAAGUGGGAAUUUCUGUAUUACUCAGUUAAAUUGGUUUGACCCAACUAAUUCUAUUGGUUAGCUCCUGCUAAGUAACCAGGUAUUCUUGCUUGGGUUUAAAUGGAAAUGUCAAGUUUGUUUAAGUGGGAUUGUAUUAUCCAGAGUAAAAAAAAAAAAAAAAAAGUGUAUACCCUGUUUUGGAUAUUAUAGUUGCUUUACCUUUGUGUCACAGGUUCCAGAAGCUGUUGUAUUGCUCUCGUCACAGCCACCAGAGUCCAUUGAUGAAAAAAGCUAUUUUACGUCUUGGAACAACAAAGUUGUUGGUCUAACGCUGCUAUCGAUUGGUUUGGUUUGUUUGUGUCAUUGUGUGGCUUCGGUGUGCUGACACAUUCGUUUGGAUCUGAAUUAAAACGUCACUCAGCAGCUGACAAACAACUUUCAUUUUCUGUGAGGUAAAAUUACCGUUCGGGUCAAUGGACUCUGGUGGCUUUGAAAGAGAGAGCUAUUUCUUACUAGAUCUUAAAUCCAGAAGAGCUGGUUCGACCCAAUCCCGGUCUGCAGUGGGAAUUUGGAAUACCUAGUAUGAUCGGCCAUGGCGCUAAAUUCAUUUUGAGCUAUGGCUAAACUUCUGCUGCUCUCCAUCAUCGAUCUUUGGUGCCGCCACGAUGAACGACGGAGCUGCGUUCACACCAUUAACCCAAAGACUGAAAUCUAUUACUAAAACCUUCAACUGAAUGGUGCUGCUUUUCCAUUUGAUCAGUAGUUCACCGUCUCACUGUCAGCCGAUCGUCAGCUUCAUUACAGAGAUAAAAAUGGUCCGUGUGAACAUCUGCAGCAUAUUUUAUACAAAAUGACAUGGAGUAUUGCGAUUUUCAUUAACAAAACAUUCUUUAAUCACAUUUAUCUUUGUUGUAGUCCAAAAGCACGAGCUCUGAACCCACCAGGGUCUCAAGUGUAUGCAACGUGUUUCGCUCACACUCCCAACCAACCCUGCGGGACACAUUUAUCCGCUGUCAAAUUUCUUGUAGCAGAGCUCCGCCAUUAAAUAUUAGAAAGCUAAAAUAAGUCUGCCUCAGAGUGACAGCGUUUCAAAAAUGCGGUGCCGUGCUUCCCCUUAUAACCCACGGCUGAGACUACAUAUUAAACACACACGCGUCUGUGGUGAUUCUGCUGCUUUUUUUUUUCCUCCUUCUUUUUUUUUAUAUUCCAGAAGCAGAGGCCUUUUAUCAGAAUGACAGUGGGUUUCUGGAAAGGGUCUGGGCGUGUGAUGCCAGGCAGUUGGCAGAGCCGAGACGUUCCCCCUGCUGUUGCCACGGUGGCAGGCAGACGGGGAGAGAAAGAGAGAGAGAGAGAGAGAGAGAGAGAGAGGCAGACUCAGCCUGACAUAUGCUGGCUUAGAGGAGACGAGAGCUCUGCGCUGAGCCUCAAACUGCUGGUGCUGUGUGCUGUUGUGUGGCUGGGAGGCUGCUGUGUGUGAGGAUAGCCGGGGCGCUGUGCUGGGUGAUUUUCAGCCCUGCCUUUGACUAGGCAAAGCAGCUUAUGUAAGAUUUUGGGUCCUUGGCGAGAUCAAGCAAACAGCCUCCAAGGCCCUUCAGAGCUCGGGCUGAUAAACGUGUUGCCGAACAGUGGCCCACACUGGAGAACUUAAGCAUCAGCGGUGCAUGCAUUAGCCUGCGUCGGUGCAAACCACGCGGGGCUAUGAGGAAGGGCUAGCGUAAAGAGCCACCUCUGAGGCGCGCCUCCUCCUCCUCCUCCCCCGCGGAGCGUUCACCUAAUCUGCGGCGAGGACGCUUCUCUCUCGAGUCGCGGCGCGAACGAACAAUUUCAAACAGCAAAUUGAGAUCAGAGCCAGAAGUCACCCGGGGUGGCAGGAAAGAGAAAAUCUUCAAAAAAAAAAAAAAGAUUUGCAGAGAAAGAGAACGUGCGGCUUCGGUCGAAUACAAAGCUCCGGCUUCAGGUGGGAACUGUGUUUGCAGAAAUCAUCGUCAUGGGAAGGGGUAAUAACAAUAAUUUUCUAAACCGUGGAUGAAAUCUCUCGCCGCUGUAUUGGCGGGGUCAAGUUUGUGUCAGAGUGAGAAUCAUUUUCAAUCAAUGAAGCGUCUUUUUUUUUUUUAUCAACCCUUUCAGUGAGUUUUGUAUGAGCAGGUAUGAACACAGUCUUUCAAGGCCUCCUUUUGCAAAGUGUUUUUCCCUUGAGGCUUAGUGUAGUGGGCGCUCUAUGCAGGAUCCCUCUGGCUGACGUACACUUGCGCCGCGUGCGUGUGAUUCCCCCCUCACUUGAAAACUGCAGCGACCUUGCGUUUUUUUUCCGCGACAAACCCAAACCUCGCCAAAGCCCCCCGCCCCCAGCGACGGAAACUUUUAAUUUCACGAGGGCAGCAGUUAACUCCAAGUGCCAUCUUUUUGACAUACAUCACCUUCCUUCGUCUUGCUUUCUCUAAUCCAGCCCCUCUCCCACGUCCAGUCACGCUCUUCUCCCUACGCGUCCUACAUUCUGUGGCCUCACUUCCUUGGUGCGACUGUGUACCCGCUUUUAAAACCCACGAUGUGAAAUAUUUCAAGGGGACUUUUUCGUAAACCGCGGCGUGGAGCGAGCAUCGGACUGGUCCAACACUUCCUUGAACUUGGAAUGUGAAAAACAACUCUAUAAUUACUAGAUACAAUGAAAAAGGUAGUUGUUUAGCUAAAACUAUUUUCAUCUCUUGUAUAUCAUAUCUAUAGUGAGGAUGAAUAUAAUGCCAAAUAUUCAUUAUUUGUAAAGAAAUAUAUAUAGAGAAAUAUAUAAAUAUAUAAUAUAUGCUUCAUUGAAACUAUUUUCUGCUCUUGCUCAUGUUUCGUUGUCAUUUUUACUUGGUUGUUUUAUAAGCUGAUAUGAUGGCAUGCGAAACACUGAUUCUGAAUGUAGGCUUAUUUAUUGUUUUUUUUUUAAAUGUCAUUAUUAUUUUAAUGGUUCGACUCUGUCUCACUGACGUAUUUAUUUAAGUCGAUCACAUUUAUCAGUGUGUCUCCUUUCAGUGCAAGUUGCCGCAUCAUUUGUUUCUUUUUCUUUGACUAUUUGAGUAUUUUGCAACGACCUAUGCGUUUCUCUAUAUUCUUUCCUAGCCGAGCUAUUGCAGGACUUUGCCUCUUCGAGUAGUUUGUCCAUCGCUUCGGUCAUCCAUUGUAAAUAGUUCUGCAAUUAAAUUUUUGGAGAAAAAACUUUGGGAAAGUU